UCCUGAGUCUGGUGUCUGGGGAAACUUUUCUUCCAUGGCUCAGGACAUACUCCUGCAUCCAGCCAACAGGAGAACUUUCAGUGUGGACUGGAGCCCAGGGACCCUGAGAAAGGCCGCAGAUGAAGAUGGCAAGCAUCCGCUGCAGACUGGCCAGAUACCUGGAGGACCUGGAGGAUGUAGACUUCAAGAAAUUCAAAAUGCAUUUGGAAGACUAUCCUCCUCAAAAGGGCUGCAUCUCACUCCCGAGGGGUCAGACAGAGAAGGCAGACCACGUGGAUCUGGCCACCCUCAUGAUUGAUUUCAAUGGGGAAGAGAAGGCAUGGGCCAUGGCCAUGUGGAUUUUUGCUGCAAUCAACAGGAGAGACCUUUAUGAGAAAGCUAAGAGGGAUGAGCCGGAGUGGGACAAUGCACAUGUUUCUAAUCCCCCUGUGAUAUGCCACGAAGAGAGCAUUGAGGAAGAGUGGAUGGGUUUACUGGGGUACCUUUCCAGAAUCUCUAUUUGUAAAAAGAAGAAAGAUUACUGCAAGCAGUACAGAAAACACAUGAGGAGCAGAUUCCAGUGUAUCGAAGACAGGAACGCCCGGCUGGGUGAGAGCGUGAACCUCAACAAACGCUACACGCGGCUGCAGCUCGUCAAGGAGCACCCAAGCCAGCAGGAGAGGGAGCACGAGCUCCUGGCCAUCGGCAGGACCAAGACGUGGGACAAGCCCGUGAGUCCCAUUAAGAUGGAGCUGCUGUUUGAUCCCGACGACGAACACUCGGAGCCUGUGCACACGGUGGUAUUUCAGGGAGCGGCAGGCAUUGGGAAAACAAUACUGGCCAGGAAGAUUAUGUUGGACUGGGCGUCGGGCAAGCUCUACCAAGACAAGUUUGACUAUCUGUUCUACAUCCACUGCCGGGAGGUGAGCCUGGUGACACGGAGGAGUCUGAGGGACCUGAUCGUUAGCUGCUGCCCUGACCCAAACCCACCCGUGUGGAAGAUCAUAAAGAAGCCCUCCAGGAUCCUCUUCCUCAUGGAUGGCUUUGAUGAGCUGCAGGGCGCCUUUGACGAGCACGUGGGGGCACUCUGCACCGACUGGCAGAAGGCUGAGCGUGGGGACAUUCUCCUGAGCAGCCUCAUCAGAAAGAAGCUACUUCCCGAGGCCUCUCUGCUCAUCACCACGAGACCCGUGGCCCUAGAGAAACUGCAGCACUUGCUGGACCAUCCCCGUCACAUAGAGAUUCUGGGUUUCUCGGAGGCCAAAAGGAAGGAGUAUUUCUUCAAGUAUUUCUCAGACGAGGCACAAGCCAGGGAAGCCUUCAGGCUGAUCCAGGAGAAUGAGGUCCUCUUCACCAUGUGUUUUAUUCCGCUGGUCUGCUGGAUCGUGUGCACUGGACUGAAGCAGCAGAUGGAGAGCGGCAAGAGUCUUGCCCAGACGUCCAAGACCACCACUGCAGUGUACGUCUUCUUCCUUUCCAGUUUGUUGCAAUCCCGGGGAGGGAGCCAGGAGCACCCCCUCUCCCCCCACCUUCGGGGGCUCUGCUCUUUGGCCGCAGAUGGGAUCUGGAACCAGAAAAUCCUCUUUGAGGAGUCCGACCUCAGGAAUCACGGCCUGCAGAAGGUGGAUGUGUCUGCUUUCCUACGGAUGAACCUGUUCCAGAAGGAAGUGGACUGCGAGAAGUUCUACAGCUUCGUCCACAUGACCUUCCAGGAGUUCUUUGCUGCCAUGUACUACCUGCUGGAAGAGGAGGAAGAGAGAGGGACAAGGACCGCGCGGGGCAGUUGUUCAAAGCUUCCGAACCGAGAUGUGACGGUCCUUCUUGAAAACUAUGGCAAGUUUGAGAAGGGGUAUUUGAUUUUUGUUGUCCGUUUCCUCUUUGGCCUUGUAAACCAGGAGAGGACCUCCUACUUGGAGAAGAAAUUGAGCUGCAAGAUCUCUCAGCAGAUCAGGCUGGAGCUGCUGAAGUGGAUCGAAGUGAAAGCCAAGACCAAGAAGCUGCAGAUCCAGCCCAGCCAGCUGGAAUUGUUCUACUGUUUGUUCGAGAUGCAGGAGGAGGAUUUUGUGCAAAGGGCCAUGAACCACUUCCCCCAAAUUGAGAUCAAUCUCUCCACCAGAAUGGACCACGUGGUUUCUUCUUUUUGUAUUGCAAACUGUCGUAGCGUACGAUCACUUUCCCUGGGGUUCCUCCAUAGCACACCCAAGGAGGAAGAAGAGGAGGAGGAGGAAGGUAGAUACCUUGACAUGGUCCGGUGUGUCCUCCCAGGUCCUCAUGCUGCCUGUUCUCAUCGACUGGUGAACUGCUAUCUCACCUCCAGCUUUUGCCGGGGCCUCUUCUCGGUUCUAAGCACCAACCAGAGCCUAACUGAGUUGGACCUCAGUGACAACACCCUGGGGGACCCGGGGAUGAGGGUGUUGUGUGAAACGCUGCGGGACCCCGGCUGUAACAUUCAGAGACUGUGGUUGGGGCGGUGUGGCCUUUCCCAUCAGUGCUGCUUCGACAUCUCCUUGGUCUUGAGCAGCAACCAGAAGCUGAUAGAAUUGGACCUGAGCGACAACGCCCUGGGAGACUUUGGAAUCAGACUUUUGUGUGUGGGCCUGAAGCAUCUAUUCUGCAAUCUGGAGAAGCUCUGGUUGGUCAGCUGCUGCCUCACGUCGGCGUGCUGUGAGGAUCUCGCCUCAGUCCUGAGCACCAGCCGCUCCCUGACGAGACUCUACAUGGGGGAAAAUGCCUUGGGAGACUCGGGAGUCAGAGUCCUGUGUGAAACGGCCAGGCAGCCACACUGUAACCUGCAGAAACUGGGGUUGGUGAAUUCUGGCCUUUCGUCAGUUUGUUGCUCGGCUCUGUCCUCGGUGCUCAGCACUAACCUGAAUCUCACGCACCUUUACCUGCGAGGCAACGCUCUUGGAGACGCAGGGGUCAAGCUGCUCUGCGAGGGGCUCCUGCUGCCCAGCUGCAAGCUGCAGGUGCUGGAACUAGACAACUGCAGUCUCACCUCACACUGCUGCUGGGAUCUUUCCACACUUCUCACCUCCAACCACAGCCUGCGAAAGCUGAGCCUGGGCAACAAUGACCUGGGUGACCUGGGCGUCAUGAUGCUCUGUGAAGUCCUGAAACAGCAGAGCUGCCUCCUGGAAAGCCUGCAGUUGUGUGAAAUGUAUUUCAAUUAUGAGACAAAACUUGCCUUGGAAACACUUCAAGAAGAAAAGCCUGAGUUGGCCAUUGUCUUUGAGCCGUCGUGGUAGGGGUGGAUCCGGGGCUGCCGGAUGCCGGUGUUCCUGGCCCCCACCCGCCAGGCGCCCACAAGUGGAGGGAGCCCUCAUCCAGCCUGGGCCAAGACCGCUGCCCUGUGAUCCUGCCGGGCCGGCGUCAGGGGACAAAAGCUUGCCGAUGGUGCCUUCGCGUGGGGAACCCGAGACUCUCCUUUCCCUCUGGGCGAAGGCACCAAGGCAGGAAAACCAUCUGGGUGAUGCUGCUCUCACCACAGCGCCUCAGUCAGAGGGUGCUCCUCGUCAUGACCUCACGUAAUUAACUCGGUUAAUAAAACAGUUUCUCUUUUCAUCUUCUUACACUUUCUAACUCCCCCUAGCAUUUUUCCAUCUUUGUUCUGUUUCCUUUUGCUCAUAUCAUCAUUCGUGUUCUCUUUCUAGUAACUGACCACGGCACAGAACUAGUUGACUAUGUAUUAUGUUGCAUUUUGGGGGAGCUACUUAUUUAUUUUUAAUUUUUGUAAUAGUUAUGUUUUCUAAUAAGAAAAAAUCAAACAACCCCAUUAAUAAAUGGG
Molecule: messenger RNA, 3763 nt
Organism: Lemur catta (Ring-tailed lemur)
Lineage: Eukaryota; Metazoa; Chordata; Mammalia; Primates; Lemuridae
Gene: NLRP3
Product: NLR family pyrin domain containing 3
Exons: 11
Coding region: 120-3224 (1034 amino acids)
Biological process (GO): inflammatory response; negative regulation of non-canonical NF-kappaB signal transduction; negative regulation of acute inflammatory response
Cellular component (GO): NLRP3 inflammasome complex; cytoplasm
Molecular function (GO): DNA-binding transcription factor binding; sequence-specific DNA binding
Source: RefSeq, a predicted model, not a curated record